Messenger RNA from Dicentrarchus labrax (European seabass), 1608 nucleotides. Its product is annotated as histone H1-like. Gene Ontology annotation, cellular component: nucleosome. Bases 1 to 606 code for a protein of 201 amino acids. NCBI's taxonomy places the organism in Eukaryota, Metazoa, Chordata, Actinopteri, Moronidae. Gene Ontology annotation, biological process: nucleosome assembly. The transcript has a single exon. Gene Ontology annotation, molecular function: DNA binding; structural constituent of chromatin. The record is from RefSeq and is a predicted model, not a curated record.
AUGCAAUGUUGUUUCGCACUGAGCGGGAAGACAACAAAAGCAGCCAAGAAGAAGGUUUCCAACCCAAAGAAGGCCGGCCCCAGCGUCAGCGAGCUCAUCCUGAAAACUGAGGCAGCAUCCAAGGAGCGGAGCGGUGUGUCUGCGGCAGCCCUCAAGAAGGCUCUGGCUGCCGGAGGCUACAAUGUGGAGAAGAACAAGGCCCGUGUCAAGACAGCCAUCAAGGGCCUGGUGGCCAAAGGGACUCUGGUCCAGACCAAGGGGACCGGGGCCUCCGGAUCUUUCAAGAUGAGCAAGAAGGCAGCCGAGCCCGCAGCCAAGAAGCCCGCAGCAGCAGCAGCAGCAGCAGCAGGAGCCAAGAAAGGCAAAGCAGCAGCGGCCAAAAAACCCAAAGCAGCGGCCGCCAAGAAGCCCGCAGCCGCUAAGAAGUCCCCGAAGAAGGCCAAGAAACCCGCGGCAGCGGCAGCCAAGAAAGCCGUGGCCAAGAGCCCCAAGAAGGCCACCAAGAGCCCCAAGAAGGUGGUGAAGAAAGCUCCUGCAGCCAAGAAAGCCCCCGCAAAGAAGGCUGCAAAGCCCAAAGCCAAGAAGGCAGCACCCAAGAAGAAGUGAGCUGUCAGCAGUCUGAAUGUGUCCGACUAAAGGCUCUUUUAAGAGCCACCAACACUCACCUUAAAGAGCAAGGUCCUGGUUAUUAUUGUUACUGUUGUUGUUAUUAUCUCCAGAUGUUAGGAGGUUUUCUAUUAUUGUUACAAUGUAACCUGAUCUGAGGCUGUCUGUCAACACUGGUUAAGACAUAUAAAGGUAAAAUGUAUCAUAAUGUAUUAUAGAAAACAAAUAUCUGAGGAGAGCCAGUCAGCUAAUUUAUAUUUUUCACUCUUUUAUAUUUGAGGAUUUUUUUGUAUAGUGAUUGUAUGAAACAUAAAAUAUUAGAACAUGAAGGAGAAAACAACUUUACUCACUUUACUAAGAGUGAGACAAACUAACCUGAAUACAGAAAUCUUCACAUUGGAUUUACAGUAAUAAUAAUUUAUUGUUCUGUGUAACCUAAAACUCAUAAUUAAUCAGUGUUACGGUUAUACGAGAACAAUAAUAACAUUUUAGUUUUUAUAACAGUGACAUGAUAAUCAAACUGACCCUGGAACAUAAUGAGCAUAUUGAACAUAUAACAUGUCUUUAUGUCUAAUACAUCUUUAGGCCGUUAACAUUGAAUAAUAUUAUAUAUAUAUAUAUAUAUAUAUAUAUAUAUAUAUAUUAUAAUAGCCUAUAUUGUGGUUUUUGAUGUUUACUUUAGUUCCAACCUGUCAAAUCUUUAGAUUUAACACAUCUGAUGUUUAACUUUGUUACAUUGAAACAGAUCUUCUGUUAUUGUUACAAUAUAACCUGAGCUGGAUAUUUCUGGUUCUAUUAUAUUGUUAUACAGGUCAUCUGUCAACACUGGAUAGUAAAGACUAAUGUCAGAACAAGUUAAUAAAUGACAAUAUAGAGAGAUUAAUAAUGUGAGUCAAUUAAAUAAGCUUUGUUUUUAUAUUUGAGGAUUUGUUGUAUAUUGAUUGUAAGAAAUAAUGUCAGAAUAUCUUCACAAAAGUCUAAUAAAAUAAAUAAACUACUUAA